AUGUCUCCUCUCUGCCCCCAUCAGCUCAGGAACCUGCAUCAUCUCUUUGCUCUGUUCCGUGGAUCAAUGGAGGUUCUGUUUCCUGCCAGACUCAAGGUUCUGCUACUGGUUCUGAUGUUCCAGGCACUUAUUUCUGCAGCUGAAAUGCCCAGUCCCAGCUCUGGGUGCCGGCUGAGCAGUAACAUCAGGAUGAACUACUUUAGUGAUGGGGACUUGAUCGUUGGUGGAAUUCUCCAGAUACAUGAUGUGUUCCUUCAUUUUCAUUGGGAUACACAGUGCACACUAAUCUCAUUCAGACACUAUCGCCACCUACUGGUUCUCAUUUAUACGAUUGAGGAGGUCAAUAAGGAUCCGGAGAUACUGCCUAAUGUGACUUUGGGCUAUCGGAUCUAUGACUCCUGUGGCUCAGGAAUGAAGUCUAUUCCUAAUCCCUGUCAGGAGUGCCCACCACCGCUCCUGUCUUCUCUGGUACAUAAUCCAAAAUGGUGUCACCCAUGGCCACCACAUGACCAUGCCAGUACUGCAUCCCACGUGGUGGCCGUGGGCACCACCAUUUUGAAUUCUGCACCAGAGAAGACAGGAGUGCCAGUGGACGAUCCUGACAGGGACCCCCUUCUGUUUGCCCAUUCUCGCUGUAGCGAGCCCUGUAAGCCUGGAUUCAGGAAAGCUAAAGUAGAAGGGGCGCCAAGUUGCUGUUAUACCUGUGUACUGUGUGCCGAUGGGGAAAUGUCUAACAUAACAGAUGCCCAGAGUUGUACAAAAUGCUCUAAAUAUGAAAAGUCAAACAGUGGAAGAACCAGCUGCAUCCCGAGGGAUAUAAAUUACCUUUCCUAUGAUGACCAUUUGGGUUCUACUUUAUCCUCCAUCUCUGUAACAUUCUCCAUCUCUUGUGCUGUAAUCCUGGGAAUCUUUAUAAAGUACCGCGAGACUCCUAUAGUGAGAGCCAACAACCGAUAUCUCAGCUGUCUCCUCCUCAUCUCUCUCAUGUUGUGUUUCCUCUGCACUUUAUUAUUCAUUGGGCGCCCAACUCAGAUAUGUUGUCUCCUCCGACAAGUAACAUUUGGGAUUGUAUUUACUAUUUCUGUUUCUUCUGUGUUGGCUAAAACUCUCACAGUUAUUAUUGCCUUCAAUGCCACAAAGCCUGGGAGCAAGCUGAAGAAGUAUGUAGGAACCCAACUGGCUACCAUAUUAGUCAUUGUAUGUUCUUUGGGUGAGAUUGUUGUCUCUGCUGUAUGGAUGGCCUCCAACCCCCCAUUUCCAGAGGCUGAUACUCUCUCUGACCCAGACUAUAUUAUUCUCCUGUGCAAUGAAGGGUCAGGCUUUUUCUUCUUCUGUAUAAUUGGAUAUAUGGGAACGUUGGCCCUACUAAGUUUCAUUGCUGCAUUUCUAGCCAAGGAUUUCCCUGACCGAUUUAAUGAGGCUAAAAACAUCACUUUCAGUAUGUUGGGGUUCUGUAGCGUGUGGGGGGCAUUUGUCCCUGCAUACCUGAGCAGUAAGGGCAGUAGAAUGGUGGCAGUUGAGAUAUUUGCCAUCUUAUCCUCCAGUGCUGGGUUAUUGGGCUGUAUAUUCAUUCCCAAGUGCUAUAUUAUUUUCCUAUGGCCUGAGCUGAACACAAGAGUCACAGUUAUCAGAACAUAUUAA
Messenger RNA from Xenopus tropicalis (tropical clawed frog), 1641 nucleotides. Its product is annotated as vomeronasal type-2 receptor 26-like. The record is from RefSeq and is a predicted model, not a curated record. The coding region runs from base 1 to 1641 and encodes 546 amino acids. Gene Ontology annotation, molecular function: G protein-coupled receptor activity. Lineage: Eukaryota; Metazoa; Chordata; Amphibia; Anura; Pipidae. Gene Ontology annotation, biological process: G protein-coupled receptor signaling pathway. The transcript has 5 exons. Gene Ontology annotation, cellular component: membrane; plasma membrane.